Messenger RNA from Oncorhynchus keta (chum salmon), 7385 nucleotides. Its product is annotated as actin-binding protein WASF3-like. Gene Ontology annotation, biological process: positive regulation of Arp2/3 complex-mediated actin nucleation; actin cytoskeleton organization. Bases 847 to 2268 code for a protein of 473 amino acids. Gene Ontology annotation, molecular function: protein kinase A regulatory subunit binding; Arp2/3 complex binding; actin binding. The record is from RefSeq and is a predicted model, not a curated record. Lineage: Eukaryota; Metazoa; Chordata; Actinopteri; Salmoniformes; Salmonidae. Gene Ontology annotation, cellular component: SCAR complex; cytoskeleton. The transcript is spliced from 10 exons.
UAUUUCAUUUUUUAAUCUCUUAAGAUCUGCCAUUACUGGUUCUCUGCCCUCUUUCUUUCUCUCUCUCACACACUUACACAGAAGAUGAGGUUGCCCUCUCCCAAAAUAUAGUCUGCCCCCAUUGCCUAGUUCAAAGCUUGUGCAUCCCUAAAGCAAGCAGUCAUCCCAGUCAGUUACUAAAGCUGCUAGAAUGGAAUCAGUCCAGCUCUAUCAUUAAACCCACCACUGCCACGUGUCAAUCGCUCCCAAAAAACUCUCUCAAAAGAUGCCCCAGUUAUAAGACCAUUUUAAACUGUAGGCCAAAUCCUCCAUCCCCCAAAAUGUGUUUCUUUUAAGCCUUUAACGUUAACACGACAUGGGGACUGGAUUGCAUAAAAUGGUAAACCCGCUGUAGCCUCCCCUACACACCCUGAGACCCCGCCCUAUCCAUGCCCGACAGGGAACCUCGAUGUCACUCAUGCCUUUCAAGGGCUGCAAUUUGACAAUAGGAACACCCACGACUUAUUAAAUCCUUGCUGAAUGCUGAUUGGCGGAGGCUGACGGCGUAUCCCGCCCCCCGCGGUGGAUUGUUUAGAGUGGCCAGACGGCCAGGGACACAGAUGGCAGCGCGAACAGGAGGAGUAUCUAACGGGACAUGCUGCCAGAUUCAUCUAUUACAUUUCUGACUGCUGGUUCUACGUGGAUUAGGCCUACUCUACACGCAGCCAGAGACAGAAGCGGCAGCAUCGCCCUUGCAAAAGGAAAAACCUGCAACAGAUUGGCUAGGGAAACGCGCACUUUGAACUCUGAUUGGACCAGCAAACUGUCAAUCAACGCCGGUCGGGUGUGACAGUGUGAGGCAUCACCAUGCCUCUGGUGAAGAGGAACAUCGACCCGCGCCACCUGUGCCGGGGGGCGUUGCCAGAGGGCUUAGGCAGUGAACUGGAGUGUGUGAUGAACAACACCCUCUCCUCCAUCAUCCGCCAGCUCAGCAGCCUGAGUAAACAUGCGGAGGACAUCUUCGGAGAGCUGUUCAACGAGGCCAACACGUUCUACCUGAGAGCCAACUCCCUGCAGGACCGCAUCGACCGCCUGGCCGUCAAGGUCACCCAGCUGGACUCCACUGUGGAGGAAGUCUCUCUGCAGGACAUCAACAUGAAGAAGGCUUUUAAGAGCAGUACCGCCCAGGACCAGCAGGUGGUAUCCACGAGGAGCGUUCCCAUCCCUGUCAAGGAGAUGUACAACCUGAGUAACAAACCUCCACCUCUCAACAUCCUCUCCAAAUAUAGGGAUGACCACAAGGAGGGGCUGAAGUUCUACACUGACCCCUCCUACUUCUUCGACCUGUGGAGAGAGAAGAUGCUGCGGGACACGGAAGACAAGAGGAAGGAGAAGAGGAAGAACAAAGAGCAGAAGCGUUGUGUGGAUGGGACGUUGCAGAGGGAGGUGAAGAAGGUGCGUAAGGCUCGGAACCGUCGCCAGGAGUGGAAUAUGUUGGCCCUGGAUAAGGAGCUGAGGCCUGACCACCACCACACACACUCUCUCCACCGGGGGGCCACCUGCGAGGGAUCACUAUCCCCUGAGAUGAGGGGUCUUGGACCUGACCACCACCAACGCCACUACCCUCACUCAACCAAUCAUGCUGGUCACGCCCACACGUACUCCGGCCCACCUCCCAGUCUCCUGGCUGCUCAGCUGGCUGCUCAGGGAAACGCCACUCUGGACCAUGCCUACAGGGGAUACAACCUGGGUCACCCCCACAAUGCUCCACCCCGUCUCCCUCCCAUUGAGAACAUGAAUGGAUCCAUGUCUCUACGACCUGUGGACUACAGUAUGGAGGGAUAUGGAAACGGCUCCCCUCCUCCUGCUCCUCUCAUGCCAUCUGCACAAUCUGCCUUUGCCACGCCCCCCGGAGGCCCACUUCCUCUUCCAGGUCUAAUGGGAUCAGUUGGUGUCUAUGCCCUGCCCCCACCGCCAAUCGCUGGGUCGCUGGUGGCUCCAACUCCCCCAAUGCCUCCGCCCCCUCCUCCAGGCUCCUCCUACUCUACCACUCCCAAGAUGUCCUCCGUGCCCCACAAUGUCCAGCCUGUUAAUGAUGCUCGUAGUGAUCUGCUGGCUGCCAUACGCAUGGGUAUCCAGUUGAAAAAGGGCCAGGAGCAGCAGGAGCAGCAGGCUAAGAGAGAGCCUGUAGGGAACGACGUGGCCACCAUCCUCUCCAGACGCAUCGCUGUCGAGUACUCCGACUCCGAAGAUGACUCAGAGCUGGAAGAGAACGACUGGUCCGACUAACGCACACACAUCACUCACUCAAAAGCUGAAAAGCACAUACAUGUGCACGUUCACAUCCACACAAAAAAUAAACCACUAAAUGGUUCACUGAGUGUACUAAACAUGAAUAACACAUUCCUAAUAUCAAGUUGCACCCCCCUCCUCCUUUUGCCCUCAGAACAGCCUCAAUUCGUAGGAGCAUGGACUCUACAAGGUGCUGGAUGUCCUUUGGGUGGUGAACCAUUCAUGAUACAUGAUCAAAUUGUUGAGUGUGAAAAACCCAGCAGUGUUGCAGUUCUUGACACAAACAUGUGCACCUGGCACCUACUACCAUACCCGUUCAAAGGCACUUACAUUUGUUGUCUUGCCCAUUCACCCUCUCAUUGGCACACAUACACAAUCCAUGUUUCAAUUGUCUCAAGGCUUAAAAAUCCUUCUUUAACCUGGCUCCUCCCCUAUACCGAUACUGAUUGAAGGGGAUUUAACAGGUGACAUCAAUAAGGGAUUAUAGCUUUCACCUGGAUUCACCUGGUCAGUCUAUGUCACAGAAAGAGCAUGUUUUGUACAUUCAGUGUAUAUACUGUCAUUAUAAAGAGAACAGUUGUCUAUAGUUUCCACAAACUGCAGUGCAUGCAUAGUAAGCAGAAUUUAGUGCAUGUUUUGUUUUGUACACUCAGUGUAUAUAUACCAACAAAACAUAAACAAAAACACACACAUACAGGAUGUAUUUGUACAUGAUAUAAGCUGGGUUGACCCCUGGUCACAUGUAGCACUGCUGGUAAAUCAGACUCCUGCAUCAGCCGCUGAAGGGUCCAGAACUGGACCUCUAGCGGUGUACUCAAGAUGCACACUAUCGGGUUCAGCUGCUAUACUGACACUAAUUGCAACUAAAUGUUCAAUUCAACACUAUUACUGUUAACAUUUUAAAACUCUCAAGCAAUGCUCGGGGAAUCUUGAAUACAACCCAGGAGACCACAGUGUGUCUCUGUAUAAUAUGUUAUCCAUAAUAACACUAGUAAAGCCCUGUUUGUGGCACCCCAGGAGUGGCACUCAUCUCAUGUAUAGUUACAGUCUUAAUAAGGGCCUUACUUAGAGAACCCCCCCUUGGGAAGACAGUCUACGUCUUUUUUCUAAUGUUUUUACUGAAACACUUCAUCUAGGACUGAGACCAAUUUUUAUGUGUAGAUUAUAGCAACAGGAAGAUGAAGAGAAGUCAAAAGAAACAGCGUGGACUGUGCUGGUCAGGGUAGCGUUCAGAAGGAACCGUGUGGACUGUGUUGGUCAGGGUAGCGUUCAGAAGGAACCGUGUGGACUGUGCUGGUCAGGGUAGCGUUCAGAAGGAACAGCGUGGACUGUGCUGGUCAGGGUAGCGUUCAGAAGGAACCGUGUGGACUGUGUUGGUCAGGGUAGCGUUCAGAAGGAACCGUGUGGACUGUGCUGGUCAGGGUAGCGUUCAGAAGGAACUGUGUGGACUGUGCUGGUCAGGGUAGCGUUCAGAAGGAACCGUGUGGACUGUGUUGGUCAGGGUAGCGUUCAGAAGGAACCGUGUGGACUGUGCUGGUCAGGGUAGCGUUCAGAAGGAACCGUGUGGACUGUGCUGGUCAGGGUAGCGUUCAGAAGGAACCGUGUGGACUGUGCUGGUCAGGGUAGCGUUCAGAAGGAACCGUGUGGACUGUGCUGGUCAGGGUAGCGUUCAGAAGGAACCGUGUGGACUGUGCUGGUCAGGGUAGCGUUCAGAAGGAACCGUGUGGACUGUGCUGGUCAGGGUAGCGUUCAGAAGGAACCGUGUGGACUGUGCUGGUCAGGGUAGCGUUCAGAAGGAACCGUGUGGACUGUGCUGGUCAGGGUAGCGUUCAGAAGGAACCGUGUGGACUGUGCUGGUCAGGGUAGCGUUCAGAAGGAACCGCGUGUGGACUGUGCUGGUCAGGGUAGCGUUCAGAAGGAACCGUGUGGACUGUGCUGGUCAGGGUAGCGUUCAGAAGGAACUGUGUGGACUGUGCUGGUCAGGGUAGCGUUCAGAAGGAACCGCGUGUGGACUGUGCUGGUCAGGGUAGCGUUCAGAAGGAACCGUGUGGACUGUGCUGGUCAGGGUAGCGUUCAGAAGGAACCGUGUGGACUGUGCUGGUCAGGGUAGCGUUCAGAAGGAACCGUGUGGACUGUGCUGGUCUGGGUAGCGUUCAGAAGGAACCGUGUGGACUGUGCUGGUCAGGGUAGCGUUCAGAAGGAACUGUGUGGACUGUGCUGGUCAGGGUAGCGUUCAGAAGGAACCGUGUGGACUGUGCUGGUCAGGGUAGCGUUCAGAAGGAACCGUGUGGACUGUGCUGGUCAGGGUAGCGUUCAGAAGGAACUGUGUGGACUGUGCUGGUCAGGGUAGCGUUCAGAAGGAACCGUGUGGACUGUGCUGGUCAGGGUAGCGUUCAGAAGGAACCGUGUGGACUGUGCUGGUCUGGGUAGCGUUCAGAAGGAACCGUGUGGACUGUGCUGGUCAGGGUAGCGUUCAGAAGGAACCGUGUGGACUGUGCUGGUCUGGGUAGCGUUCAGAAGGAACCGUGUGGACUGUGCUGGUCAGGGUAGCGUUCAGAAGGAACCGUGUGGACUGUGCUGGUCAGGGUAGCGUUCAGAAGGAACCGUGUGGACUGUGCUGGUCAGGGUAGCGUUCAGAAGGAACCGUGUGGACUGUGCUGGUCAGGGUAGCGUUCAGAAGGAACCGUGUGGACUGUGCUGGUCAGGGUAGCGUUCAGAAGGAACAGUGUGGACUGUGCUGGUCAGGGUAGCGUUCAGAAGGAACCGUGUGGACUGUGCUGGUCAGGGUAGCGUUCAGAAGGAACCGUGUGGACUGUGCUGGUCAGGGUAGCGUUCAGAAGGAACCGUGUGGACUGUGCUGGUCAGGGUAGCGUUCAGAAGGAACCGUGUGGACUGUGCUGGUCAGGGUAGCGUUCAGAAGGAACUGUGUGGACUGUGCUGGUCAGGGUAGCGUUCAGAAGGAACCGUGUGGACUGUGCUGGUCAGGGUAGCGUUCAGAAGGAACCUCGUGUGGACUGUGCUGGUCAGGGUAGCGUUCAGAAGGAACCGUGUGGACUGUGCUGGUCAGGGUAGCGUUCAGAAGGAACUGUGUGGACUGUGCUGGUCAGGGUAGCGUUAAGAAGGAACCGUGUGGACUGUGCUGGUCAGGGUAGCGUUCAGAAGGAACCGUGUGGACUGUGUUGGUCAGGGUAGCGUUCAGAAGGAACCGCGUGUGGACUUUGCUGGUCAGGGUAGCGUUCAGAAGGAACUGUGUGGACUGUGCUGGUCAGGGUAGCGUUCAGAAGGAACCGUGUGGACUGUGCUGGUCAGGGUAGCGUUCAGAAGGAACCUCGUGUGGACUGUGCUGGUCAGGGUAGCGUUCAGAAGGAACCGUGUGGACUGUGCUGGUCAGGGUAGCGUUCAGAAGGAACCUCGUGUGGACUGUGCUGGUCAGGGUAGCGUUCAGAAGGAACCGUGUGGACUGCUGGUCAGGGUAGCGUUCAGAAGGAACUGUGUGGACUGUGCUGGUCAGGGUAGCGUUCAGAAGGAACCGUGUGGACUGUGCUGGUCAGGGUAGCGUUCAGAAGGAACCGUGUGGACUGUGUUGGUCAGGGUAGCGUUCAGAAGGAACCGCGUGUGGACUGUGCUGGUCAGGGUAGCGUUCAGAAGGAACUGUGUGGACUGUGCUGGUCAGGGUAGCGUUCAGAAGGAACCGUGUGGACUGUGCUGGUCGGGGUAUCGUUAAGAAGGAACCGUGUGGACUGUGCUGGUCAGGGUAGCGUUAAGAAGGAACCGUGUGGACUGUGCUGGUCAGGGUAGCGUUCAGAAGGAACUGUGUGGACUGUGCUGGUCAGGGUAGCGUUAAGAAGGAACCGUGUGGACUGUGCUGGUCAGGGUAGCGUUCAGAAGGAACCGUGUGGACUGUGCUGGUCAGGGUAGCGUUCAGAAGGAACCGUGUGGACUGUGCUGGUCAGGGUAGCGUUCAGAAGGAACCGUGUGGACUGUGCUGGUCAGGGUAGCGUUCAGAAGGAACCGUGUGGACUGUGCUGGUCAGGGUAGCGUUCAGAAGGAACCGUGUGGACUGUGCUGGUCAGGGUAGCGUUCAGAAGGAACCGCGUGUGGACUGUGCUGGUCAGGGUAGCAUUCAGAAGGAACUGUGUGGACUGUGCUGGUCAGGGUAGCGUUCAGAAGGAACCGCGUGUGGACUGUGCUGGUCAGGGUAGCAUUCAGAAGGAACAGCGUGUGGACUGUGCUGGUAAGGGUAGCAUUCAGAAGGAACCGCGUGUGGACUGUGCUGGUCAGGGUAGCAUUCAGAAGGAACCGCGUGUGGACUGUGCUGGUCAGGGUAGCGUUCAGAAGGAACCGCGUGUGGACUGUGCUGGUCAGGGUAGCAUUCAGAAGGAACCGCGUGUGGACUGUGCUGGUCAGGGUAGCGUUCAGAAGGAACCGCGUGUGGACUGUGCUGGUCAGGGUAGCAUUCAGAAGGAACCGCGUGUGGACUGUGCUGGUCAGGGUAGCGUUCAGAAGGAACCGUGUGGACUGUGCUGGUCAGGGUAGCGUUCAGAAGGAACCGCGUGUGGACUGUGCUGGUCAGGGUAGCAUUCAGAAGGAACCGCGUGUGGACUGUGCUCGUCAGGGUUUUUUUGAAACAAAUGGGAGAAGAUGUUUUGAAAGAGUUUUCCUACAGUGUUCCUUCUGAAGGCGACAGGUGUGUGUGAGGGAGUGGCCUGAGAGGGAGGCUGUAUUCCAUCAUCCACACUCGAACACUACCCCAUGUGCUACACUUACGAGGAUGCACAGCCAGCAUCGUUUCCUUCUAAGUGGUACUCUAGUAUGGAUAUUGGAACGUAGCGUGGUGAGUGAGUGAGUGAGUGAGUGAGUGAGUGAGUGAGUGAGUGAGUGAGUGAGUUUGUGUUGUGAGAGCGUCUGAUUGGAGAUAGGGAAGGAUGAAAGGAGGCUUAAUGGAUAACAGCUGUCUAAUCGCUUAGUGAUGUCUAGCAGAGAUAUGGAAGAUGAAGAAUAGAUUGGAUUGUGUUUAGGGUUGUCAUGGUUAUUUUUAGUGUGAACUCUGUAAACGUUGAACUCUGACCCUGAGAAUAAAUACAAAUAUGAGGAAUAACGAUUGAUAUUCACAA